Messenger RNA from Synchiropus splendidus (mandarinfish), 1075 nucleotides. RefSeq names its product phosphatidylethanolamine N-methyltransferase (gene pemt). Gene Ontology annotation, molecular function: phosphatidylethanolamine N-methyltransferase activity. The record is from RefSeq and is a predicted model, not a curated record. The transcript is spliced from 7 exons. Gene Ontology annotation, biological process: phosphatidylcholine biosynthetic process. The coding region runs from base 133 to 843 and encodes 236 amino acids. NCBI's taxonomy places the organism in Eukaryota, Metazoa, Chordata, Actinopteri, Syngnathiformes, Callionymidae.
CAACGUCGAGUUCCCGUUUGAAAGACAGCCAUCGUUUGACACAUACGGCCCACUUUGAACCAGUUAUUGUGCAAUAUCUUUGACCCUUAACAGUGCUAUGAGUGCGGAACUGCCGAGUGAGCUGCAGAGCGAAUGACCUGCGACGCUGGGAACAAAUAUUUAGCCGGAAAAAAUAACCAUCCUGUGCCAUUGGACUGCUGCGGAGGCCUGAACAACGUCGACUACUCGAAGAUGGACUUGAAUCUGAUCAGGCACUUCCUAAAACAUGUCAACUUUUGUGACGCUGGCUUCUGUGUAGCUGUGAUUGCCAUCAUUUUCAACCCGUUAUUCUGGAAUGUGGUUGCACGAUGGGAACACCGAACACGAAAUCUGUCCAGGAUGUUCGGCAGCCCAUACUUGGCCUGUUACGUCUUGGGCUUUGUCAUCCUCCUACUCAACGUGUAUCGCAGCCACAGCAUGACAGUGGCAAUGAAGGCUCAGGCUCGGUGGGACGUAAUGGACCAGACGAGUGUCUUCUACGCUGGUGUGGUUUUAAUUGUGACCGGAACCAUACUGGUGGUAACUAGCUUUCUGGCUUUGGGAUUCACUGGAACAUUUCUAGGUGACUAUUUUGGUAUCUUGAUGGAGAAGAAGGUGACAAGCUUUCCUUUCAACGUCAUGGAGAACCCGAUGUACUGGGGCAGCACUGCGAACUACCUGGGUCUGGCAUUCAUUGGCGCUAGUCCUGUCGGUCUCAUCCUGACCGCUAUCGUAGCUGUGGUUUACAAGUUGGCCAUCAAAUUUGAAGGACCUUUCACCGAGCACAUAUACCGGGAAAGGAGUCGCCAGCGCAAGCGUGAAUAAGUGCUUCCUCUUCCUGCCACUUCUUGCCUCACAGACUCUAUCUGACAGUAGCCAUAUUAGCACGGGUGCUAGGAUGGACGUGUUUUCCAGACUGACUUUCAGCAAUACUUCACUGUUCCACUGUUGGUUUUCCAUCCAAGGACCUUAUUUUGUGAAUGAGCUGCACCUGUUGUUUGGAGUUCAAGAAAGAUGGUCGCCAUUAAAGAAAACUGUUCUUUUCUUGCUGAAUAAC